GACCUUAGGUUUGAUUCGGUAUCGGCUGGAAAGCUCCGAUGAGCCCGAGCUCGAGGAGGCUGGAAUUUCGGUUUUGAAAUAAAAAUAAAAAUGUUCAUAUUUUGCAAACCAAAUUUUUUCUCGAUUUGCCCCACCUUUAAUUUGAAGUCUCUGUUCUAACUUUUGCAACUCAGUGUCCAUCGCUAGAGCUCUCUCUCUCUCUCUCUCUCUCUCUCUCUCUCUCUCUCAUGGCUGGUGUCUACGCCCCGCUCCGCCCCCAACCACCAUCCUCCGGCCACCACCAGGCCUUUGCCGCGAAGCUCCUUCUUCUCCUUACUCUGCUCCCCCUCGGCCUCGCUGUCUUCGCCUUCGUCCUUCAAUGGCGCGGCGGCGUCAGCGAUCCCGCGACGCGGUGGUCCGCCGACUCCCACAAGUUCCCCGGCAUGGACAGCUCUCCUCCCACAACCGCUGCUGCCGCUAUCGGCCACUCAUCGUCAUCUGACUGCACCCUCUUCCCCAGCGGGUUGUCGCCAUCGUUCCCCUACUAUCGAGAUUGGAAGUUCAAUUACGAGUCUGAUCUCAAGCCCAAGAUAUGCAUUACGACUAGUACGUCAGCUGGUUUAGAGCAGAUUCUACCAUGGAUGUACUAUCAUAAAGUUCUAGGGGUUACAACCUUUUUCCUUUUUGUGGAAGGGAAGGCUGCAUCGCCUAAUAUAUCCAAAGUCCUGGAAUCUAUUCCUGGAGUAAAAGUGGUAUACAGAACCAGAGAGCUAGAGGAGCAGCAGGCUAAAAGCCGGAUAUGGAAUGAAACAUGGCUGUCAAGUUUCUUUUACAAGCCUUGCAACUAUGAACUAUUUGUGAAGCAAUCACUUAACAUGGAGAUGGCUAUUGUCAUGGCAAGGGAUGCUGGUGUAGAUUGGAUAAUUCAUCUCGACACUGAUGAGUUGAUACACCCAGCAGGAGCUCAGGAGUAUUCUUUGCGGCGUUUGCUGCUUGAUGUGCCUGGGAAUGUGGAUAUGGUUAUCUUUCCAAACUAUGAGAGUAGUAUUGAACGAGAUGAUAUCAAGGAACCUUUUAGUGAGGUGUCAAUGUUCAAGAAGAACUAUGACCAUCUUCCAAAGGACACAUACUUUGGCAUGUACAAAGAAUCAACCCGUGGUAAUCCAAAUUAUUUUUUGACUUAUGGAAAUGGGAAAGCAGCUGCACGAAUUCAAGAUCAUCUCCGUCCCAAUGGUGCACACAGAUGGCACAAUUAUAUGAAAACCCCCAAUGAGAUUAAAUUGGAAGAGGCUGCUGUUCUACAUUACACAUACACCAAAUUUUCAGACUUGACUUCUAGACGUGAUCGGUGUGGUUGCAAGCCUACUAAGGAGGAUGUCAAACGAUGCUUCAUGUUGGAAUUUGAUAGAUCUGCUUUUAUAAUUGCUUCAACUUCAACCGACGAGGAAAUGCUAAGCUGGUACCGUGAACAUGUUGUAUGGACUGACAAGUCACUAAAUAUCAAACUGCUGAAGAAGGGCAUUUUAACUCGCAUAUAUGCUCCAAUGGCCAUCAUUCAAGGUUUAAAGGAGUCAGGUGUUUUUAGUUCUAUCAUUGCAUCUGCCUCAACUGCUCUCUCAAAGGACAAGUUUCUAAUGUCCAUUGACAUUAAUAACUCAUCUUCAGCUGCUGCCUCAAAAUCACUUCCCUCAAGAAAGUUUUCCAAAAGCAGAGUGUCUGAGGCAAUUGCAAGAAGGGUAUUGGAAAUUUCAGAUAUUGCAUCUGAUAAAGCAGCUGUUCCACCAUUGUCUCCCCCUGGCAUGGAUGAGGUCCACACCGUAGAAGAAUAGAUCUCCUAACUUCAUUGCUGCUAUUGCUUCUCCUUCUUCCUCUUCAGUGGUGGGUGAGAGAUUUUGAAUUCCUAUAUGCUGUGGUGGGAAGAAUUCAGGAGAGAAGAAAGAGAAAGCAAGCAUGCUGUUGGGGUUUUAUUCAUGUUACUGUUUUAUGGGUUCUUCCCGAUCCUUACCCAAGCGCUGGUGUAUAUGAAGAGAGAGUUCCAGUUCAGUUGUUUUCAGGUUGGCACCUGCAUUGGCUUCAACUGGAAAUCUUGGUCUUCCAUUGUUGUGUGUAUAGAUGAAAUUGUGUUAACAUGGCAUGGGGUUCAAUUGAUCAUUGUUCAUUUUGUAAAACUCGCUGGAUAUUUCUUAACCAGUUAAUACAUCGACCCUUGCCUUGAAA
Messenger RNA from Malania oleifera, 2196 nucleotides. Its product is annotated as glycosyltransferase-like KOBITO 1. Gene Ontology annotation, biological process: response to abscisic acid; cellulose biosynthetic process. Lineage: Eukaryota; Viridiplantae; Streptophyta; Magnoliopsida; Santalales; Ximeniaceae. The record is from RefSeq and is a predicted model, not a curated record. Bases 228 to 1808 code for a protein of 526 amino acids. The transcript has 11 exons.